AUAGUUUCUUGUUUCUUGAGCUAAUUUUUGUCAUUUGGAUACAAUUCACAACCGAGAGAAUUCAAGAACAUAAUCGAAAUUUUCUUCAACUUUCAUAGCUAAAUUCGUAAUUCAACCAUUAAAUUCGUUGUAUAAAGCUUAAUACGAUCGUUACUUUGUGGCAUAUGAAUGUUAAAUCAUCCUGUCGUUGUCAAUCUACGGAUUUGUGCGGUGAAAUAUUCCACUUCAUCGACGAACAGUAGGAAUUGAGCAGCGCAAUAUUUGGCGCGCGGUUGCUUUACUAGAAGCAGGCUGACACAAAUCGCCAUUGCCUACCCUCAGAGCUGUUCUUCAACUUUUUAUCUUCAUCCUCUUCAUCCAUUUUCACUUUUUUUUUUCUUUUUUUGAAAAUUUCAGAUUAGGAUCUGUUCUUGUUUCUCUGUAAGUGUUUUCUCGUUAAUUCUCUCUUUCUAUCGCUGUAAUUUGUUGUUAUGGCUUCUGGGGUUUGUUUUGUUUUAGUAAUUAUGGGGUUUUUUUUAUGAAGCUUUAUUGUUAGUAUUCAGUGCAUGAACGUUUUUCAAGAAAUUUGUGUCGCUAUCAGCAUUUCUUUUUCGACAUUCUAUUUCUGGAUUUAGUUCUUACUUUUUGUUGCUUUGAUUGUGAUGAUACUUCCGGUUCGAUUUCAUUGUUCUACUCCCUUGUUUUUGCUUUUGAUUCUUAAUUAUUUAGUUUUUUUUUUUUUUUUGGGUUGUUCUUGUUUUGACAAGUUUAAAUUACGUCUUGUGAUCAGGAAAACUGAGAAGCAAAAUUUCCUGGACUUCAGGUUUUGAUUAUUAAAUUCGAGUUCUGAGAUUUGGUCCCGUUUGGAAUUUGGUGGGUUUGCGAAGGAACCCCUAUUUCAUAUAGAACGAGUUUCAGAUUUUGAGUUUUGUUUGGUGGAGGUCAGAAGAUUGAGUGACAAAGAGGAGAUAGGCAUGGAAAACUUUCUCUCAGCCAUCGUCUCGGAAGUUCAAGCGGGAGGGAACUCUCUGCUUGUCACCAUUAAGAUUGCUGUGUUACCCAUAGCCAAAGUUUUCACUAUGUGUUUUCUGGGUUUUCUUAUGGCAUCUAAAUAUGUCAACAUCUUGCCUGCAAGUGGAAGGAAGCUUUUGAAUGGGUUGGUCUUUUCGCUUUUGCUUCCAUGUUUAAUAUUCUCUCAGCUCGGGCAAGCUAUUACUCUCGAGAAAAUGCUUAAAUGGUGGUUUAUUCCGGCAAAUGUUGUUCUGGCUUCGAUAUCAGGUUCCCUAAUUGGAUUAAUUGUUGCAUCAAUUGUUCGUCCUCCAUACCCAUUCUUCAAGUUCACGAUUGUACAAAUUGGAAUUGGGAACAUUGGAAAUGUGCCUCUCGUUCUCAUUGCAGCUCUAUGUAGAGAUGAUAUGAAUCCUUUUGGUGAUGAAGAGAAGUGUAGCACUGAUGGGAUUGCUUAUAUUUCAUAUGGCCAGUGGGUUGGUGCAAUUAUCCUCUACACCUAUGUUUAUGCGAUGUUGGCACCUCCACCUGAGGGUACAUUUGACAUCAAAGAUCAAAAUAUUUCAGUUAAGAACCUUCUAAAGGAUAAUACACCUGCGCAUGUUCCCUUGCUCAUUCAGGAGGUACCUUCAACAUAUCCGGAUGCUCCUAAGAAGGAAGAGACUAAGGGCUUUCUUAUUUAUUGGUUUGACAAAUUGAAGCUCAAGCAAAUGUUUCAGCCUCCUAUUGUUGCUUCGGUCCUAGCUAUGUUAUUGGGUGCAACUCCAUUCUUAAGGCGGUUGAUUUUUACUCCUGAUGCUCCAUUGUUUUUCUUCACUGAUAGCUGCAUAAUGCUCGGGGAGGCUAUGAUUCCAUGCAUCCUGUUGGCAUUGGGAGGAAACCUCGUUGAAGGUCCUGGAAGUUCAAAACUUGGGCUACGGACUACCGCUGCUAUUAUUUUUGCACGGUUGGUUUUGGUGCCUCCUGCAGGACUUGGCAUAGUCAUGUUAGCUGACAAGCUUGGCUUCCUUCCUCCAGAUGAUAAAAUGUUCCGAUUCGUUCUUCUUCUUCAGCAUUCGAUGCCAACGUCUGUCCUCUCAAGUGCUGUGGCUACUUUGAGGGGUUGUGGUAAAGAUUCUGCUGCUAUUCUUUUCUGGGUUCAUAUAUUUUCUGUCAUCUCAAUGGCAGGGUGGUUCAUCCUCUAUUUCAGGAUACUCUUCUAAAGAAAUUGCAACCUUGUGAAUAAGUUUCAUAUUCCAAUACUUCUGCUUAUUCUUUGUUAAAUAUGUGUGUCAUUCGUUACUUGUAGAGAAGACAAGUAUCGUCUAGAAAUAGUAUUUUUUUUGUUUGAGAUGAUUGUCUAUAAUAAAGCUAAGCAAAUUAGUUGCUUCAAUACCGUGUGAACAAGAAGAGAUAUUCUAUUAAUGAAUAAUUCAUGCUUUGUAGAUCACAUGGAAAAAGACAUUAUGAAGCGAUGAAUAAAGAGAUUAUGUUAAUUGUACUUGGUA
Molecule: messenger RNA, 2474 nt
Organism: Cucumis sativus (cucumber)
Lineage: Eukaryota; Viridiplantae; Streptophyta; Magnoliopsida; Cucurbitales; Cucurbitaceae
Product: protein PIN-LIKES 6
Exons: 10
Coding region: 954-2189 (411 amino acids)
Biological process (GO): endoplasmic reticulum to cytosol auxin transport
Cellular component (GO): membrane
Source: RefSeq, a predicted model, not a curated record